CACCAGCAGCUCUCUGUGAGCGAGAGCGAACGCGCGUGCGAGAGAGCAAGCAAGCGCGUGCGUGUAUGCGUGUGUGAAUGUGAGGGUGUGUGAGGAUGGCAACGCUCGUGGCACCAGCCGACACCGCAGAGUCCUUCUGCGCGGACAGCGGCACCAGAGCCGGCAACAUGGCAUCGCCCACCGCCGCCUCGGCGCACCACUUCGACGACGGCAGGUUUUACCUGUUGGUGGUCGUCGGGGAGCUCGUCACGGCCGAGCAUCUGAAGUGUGCCAUUGCGGACAUAGAGAAAGGAAUUCGUUCAUGGGACACAAAUCUCAUUGACUGCAACCUGGACCAGGAGCUGAAGCUUUUUGUUUCUCGACACUCUGCCAGGUUUUCUGCUGAUGUGCGAGGACAGAAGAUUCUGCACCACAAAAGCAGUGUACUGGAGACUGUUGUGCUGAUCAACCCCUCAGAUGAGGCUGUUAGCACUGAGGUUCGCUUGAUGAUUUCAGACGCAGCCCGCCACAAGCUGCUUGUUCUGGCAGGACAGUGUUUUGAAAACACCGGUGAACUCAUUCUCCAGUCUGGUUCCUUCUCCUUUUUCAACUUCAUUGACAUUUUCACAGACCAAGAGAUUGGGGAACUUUUAAGCACCAUACAUCCAGCCAACAAAGCCAGCCUAACCCUUUUCUGUCCUGAACAUGGUGACUGGAAAAAUUCAAACCUUGACAAACACAGCCUACAAGACUUCAUUAAUAUUAAGCUAAACUCUCCAAGCAUCCUACCAGAAAUGGAGGGCCUCUCUGAGUUCACAGAAUACCUCUCAGAAUCGGUGGAAAUCCCAUCUCCCUUUGAUAUGCUUGAACCUCCCACAUCAGGUGGAUUCCUGAAGUUAUCUAAACCAUGCUGCUACAUUUUCCCAGGUGGCCGAGGUGAUUCAGCACUUUUCGCUGUUAAUGGCUUCAACAUGCUUGUCAAUGGUGGAUCUAACAGGAAAUCCUGUUUUUGGAAGUUGGUUCGCCAUCUAGACCGGGUAGAUUCUAUUCUCUUGACUCACAUUGGAGAUGACAACCUUCCAGGGAUCAACAGCAUGCUGCAAAGAAAGAUUGCAGAACUGGAGGAGGAACAAUCACAGGGAUCCACGGCCAAUAGUGACUGGAUGAAGAACAUGAUCUCACCUGACCUUGGUGUUGUGUUCCUUAACCUGCCUGAGACUCUUGAGAAACCAGAACCAAACCACAGGGUACGAAGAAACCUUGAAGAAGCUACACUCACUCAGCAGUAUCUCAGCAAGCUGUCUUUGAAACCAGAACCUCUACAAAGGAAUGUAGGCAAUACAAUUGAACCUAUCAUACUGUUCCAGAAAAUGGGAGUUGGUAAGCUUGAAAUGUAUGUCCUGAACCCUUCAAAGAACAGCAAAGAGCUGCAGUACUUUAUGAAGCAGUGGACUGGUAGUGAAAAGGACAAGGCACCAAUUAUGUUACCAAAUGGAAAUGAAUCCGAGCUCCCAAUCUCAUAUUUAUCCUCAAUCUCAUCUCUGAUUGUAUGGCAUCCUUCUAACCCAUCAGAGAAAAUAGUACGUGUUUUGUUUCCAGGUAAUGCCACACAGUAUAACAUUCUUGAGGGCUUGGAGAAAUUGAAACACUUGGAUUUCCUCAAGCAUCCUGUAGUCACAGAGAAAGACCUGUCUUCAAACAUGGCACCAGCUCUCAAGCAGGCAAAGCUGAAGCAUAAGACGGAUAGCAAAGAGAGUCUGAAGUCACUCCCAAAAGCAUCUCCAAGCAAAGCCGUCAGAAAGGAGUCCAAAGAAGAAACUCCUGAAAAGGCAAAAAUUGAUGCUGAAGGAACUCCGGAACCAUUGCUGAAAGUUGAGAAGAAAGAAAAACCACUUGUCAAGCGACAAGCAAAAACUAUAGAAAAGGAGACAAAGGCUAAAUCUGAACAAACACCAAAAACUGAUACACCAGAAAAAAAGAAAGUGGAAAUAAAACCAAAAAUUACGGCCAAAGAAAAAUUAAUCAAGAAGGAGACAAAGAAAGUUGUGGAAAAGAGUGAAGUUGACAAAAAGAAGGGGAAAAAAGAUGACAAGCCAUCACCCAAAAAAGAGGAAAAGGUCAAAAGUGAGGAGAAGCCGAAGAAAGAAGACAUCAAGAAGGAGGUAAAAAAGCGGGACAUUAGGAAAGACUCACCACUGAAGGAGAGCAGGAAAGAGGAAAAGAAAGAAAUUAAGAGGGAUGAAAAGGAUCUUAAAAAAGACUCAAAAAAACCUGCAAGUUUAAAGAAGAAUGUUUCUGGCGCAGGUGAAGUGAAAAAGCCUGCACCAAAACCAAAGGUGGCAACACAAGGAAAAGCCCUCAGCAGCCCUGCUAAAUCUAAAGAAAAAGCUAAGCCCACUAAAAAAGAUGCUGGAAAAUCUGUUGUUGCUGCUGCAUCUGCAGCUGUUCCUAUCGUGGCAGCCACUGUAGCUAGCACUACUGCUUUGGAGGCUGAACGAUCCCUUAUGUCCUCUCCAGAAGACCUUACCAAAGACUUUGAGGCUCUGAAAGCUGAGGAGAUAGUUGAAGAUGAUGAAACCUUACCUCAGACCAAAAUAGAAGAUUCUGAACAAGGAGUAAUGAUACAACAGGAAGAAAUCACCAUUUGCAAGGACUCUCCAGAAACAGCAGAAUCUGUGGAUGAGGGAAUAACAACUACAGAAGCUGAGGAGGAAUGUGGAGGUACCCCAGAGGAGUCAGAACCUAAACAAAAAGCUGUUGUCACUAAUGGUACAGAGAAAUUUGAGGAUGAGGGCACAGGACUUGAAGAGUCAUCUGAGAUGGGAGAUUAUGAGGAAAAGGGAGAUACAGAGGAAGUGGAUGAACAGGAACAAGGAAUAGAUGCUACAAUUCAAGUGAAGGCAGAAGAUGUGGAGGAAGAAACUGUGGAGGAAACUGUGGAGGACGAGUGCAUCAGGCCAACAGAGACCGAACAACUUGACAAAGAAACUGAGAGGCAGAUUUUGACCGUGACCACUCCUCCAAAGCUCUCUUCUCCAGUCUCACCAGCAGCUUCGAUUCAUGAUGAAACUCUGCCAGUAGGCUCAGAAAGCGAGGUGGCUUCAGAUGAUGAGAAUAGAGAUGAGCCUCCUGAGGAAUACACUACAUCUGGGCACACACAGUCUACAAUCGAAAUCUCAAGUGUACCAACUCCCAUGGAUGAAAUGUCAACUCCAAGGGAUAUAAUGAGCGAUGAGACUACAAAUGAAGAAACUGAAUCUCCCUCUCAAGACUUUGUCAAGUAUGGGAUUUUAGGCGACUAUGAUCGAAAGAAACUCUCGCCCCUCCAAGAUGUUCCUGAUUUAGAUCAUUCAAAGAGUGAUGCAACAGAGGGUCAUGAUUACCAAGCUUCAGCUUCUACAAUUUCACCACCAUCUUCAUUGGAGGAAGACAAAUCUUGCAAGGAUUUCUACAGUACAACAGGAUUCUCUUUGGACUCAGAGAGGCUUGCUGCUGCGUCUACCACCUUGCCCCUUGUGCGGUCACCCUCUGGAGACCAUAACAUAGGCAUUGAACACAUUCAAACAGGUAUUUCAUCACCAAUUGAGCUUGGCACUACACUUACAUUGUCAUCAAAAGGAGUCAUGGAUGCUUCAAACAGUCCAGAUGAUAAAACCUUAGAGGGCACUUCUUCACCUCAGUCUUUGGGGCAUACACCUUACUAUCAGUCUCCAGUGGAAGAGAAGGCUGGAGCUAUACCCCUUGAACAAGUCACUAACCAAGGUCCCAUUAUUGUUGAAGUAACAAGUGACAAAGAGUAUUCUCCCAGAGAAGCUAGUCCUAUUGAUGAAGCUGUACCAAUAUCACCAGCAGAAAAGGUUCCAUCCCCAGAAUGUAGUCCAGUAUCCUGUGGCAGUACCACCUCAGUGCUUGAAGAAAAGCCACACUUUGAUGAUCAGUCUGCUAUUAAAAUUAGCCAUGAUGAUAAGAAGCCAGAAAAUGGUGACAGUUCCUCUAUUUCAUCCUCACUACCACAGACUAAAAUCGAAUCAUCAGAUUCAGUUCCUUUCACAACAUUCAAAGAGGAGAGUAAAAUGUCCAUAUCUGAGGGAACCACAUCUGACAAGUCAGGCACUCCAGUUGAUGAAGUUGUUGCUGAAGAUACAUUUUCUCAUAUUGCCUCAGCCUCAACAGCAUCACUUGCAACAAGCUCUUUACCAGAGCCUACAACCGAUGAUGUCUCCCCAUCGUUACAUGCUGAAGUGGGUUCCCCUCACUCCACAGAGGUAGAUGACUCUCUGUCUGUCUCUGUUGUGCAAACUCCAACUACAAUGCAAGAAACAGACGUUUCCCCAUCUAAGGAGGAAAGCCCUCGGCCUAUGUCAAUCUCUCCAGAUGUUUCGCCAAAAACAGCCAAGUCGCAGACACCUCAGCAGGGGACAAAGUCUCCUGAACAUUCUGCCAUGUCAGUGGAAUUUGGUCAGGAAUCCCCAGAUCAUUCUUUUGCAUUGGAUUUCAGUAAGCAAUCCCCAGAACACCCAGUUGCAGUGGGGCCCCAGCGUGCAGUCACUGAAAAUGGCCCAACAGAGGUUGACUACAGCCCCUCAGAUGGAGCUGAUUACAGAUCAGGAGAACCACGCAGACCAGGAGGGAAUGGUGAGAAGCCCAUGCUUUUCAAAGAGCCUGACAGCACCCAAGUUGCUUCUGCUUCUCCAUCCGAUGCUUCCCAGUCCACCCCAUCUGUUACAACACCCACUCAAAUUGGUGAGCCCAGGGAAAUGUCUCCAAAUGCUGGUCCUUGUUCAGAAUCUGUCACACCAAAAAUAUCUCCCCGCAAUCAAUCACCGGUGUCCCCAGACUCAUCUCUAAUACUGAGGGGUCCCAGCCCCUCAGAUUACAAAGAUAGAACAAGUCCCACCUUAUUUUCUAGUGAUGAUAGUACUUUUAAGACAGAGGAGAUCAGAUCCAGUGAGGUCAGCACCCUUCCAAAAGCUGCUUCCCCUUCAUCCCCCACAGUGUCCUCUUACUCUUGUCUACCACAGAAGACUGAUGCACUUAAUCUUGGAGAAGGGACUGUUCCCUUUACGUCUGAGUCUAAAUCACCCGUCAGUCCCAAAAUGCCAUCUCCACCUCUGUUGUCCCCUAAGCUAACAGAGUCUCAGUUUUCUAGCAGCUCCGCUCAUGUUGAAGAAGCGGCUCAGAAGUCUACUAGCGGCUCAAGAGAUCCAGACAGCUCCAAAGUAAGUGUCUCUCCUCAGUCACGGUCAAAUGUUGACUUAUGUUUGGUGACCUCCUGUGAAUACAGACAUCCAAAGACAGAGCUUUCACCUUCGUUCAUAAACCCCAACCCUCUUGAGUACUUCAUGAAUGAGGAGAAUCCUCUACAGGAGGAAAAGCCACUCACUAAGUCUGGUGGAGGGCCACCCCCAACCGGAGGAAAGCAGCAAAGUAAGCAGUGUGAGGAAACUCCGCCAACUUCUGUUAGUGAAUCAGCACCUUCUCAAACAGAUUCUGAUGUUCCUCCUGGAACUGAAGAGUGUCCUUCCAUAACUGCAGAUGCAAACAUUGAUUCAGAAGAUGACUCAGAAACUCUACCGACAGACAGGACCCUCACUUAUCGUCAUGUAGAUCCUCCUCCAGUUGCAUCAAGGGAUUCUGCUCCUGCACCACCUUAUCCUGAUGUCUGCAUGGUGGAUCCAGAGGCCCUUAAGGCUGAGGAGGACAACCAACUAAAGGAGUCUAAAAAAGGGGAGGGAGAGAAGCCAAAACCUAAAUCUUCUUCACCAGCUAGAAAGAAUGUUCUGUCUAAAACAAAUGCAGCCAAGGAGUCAAAAACAGCAUCUCCAAAGAAGAGCACAGUGGAGAAAGAUGCCAAAAAUGCAACUAACACCUCUGCAUCAAGGGGUGUAAAAACUACAGGAAGCAGCAAGGCCAACAGUGGACUGUCAGUACCAAACUGUCCUCCAAUGUACAUGGACCUAGUUUAUAUCCCUAAUCACUGCAGUGCCAAAAACGUGGAUGCAGAGUUCUUCAAACGAAUUCGAUCCUCAUACUAUGUGGUCAGUGGCAAUGAUCAAACAGCACAGGAGCCCAGCAAGUUGGUCCUAGAUGCUCUUUUAGAGGGGAAAGCACAGUGGGACAGCAACAUGCAGGUGACGCUUAUUCCAACCCACGAUUCUGAUGUUAUGAGGGAGUGGUAUCAGGAGACCCAUGAGAAACAGCAAAACUUGAAUAUUAUGGUUUUAGCCAGCAGCAGCACUGUGGUUAUGCAAGAUGAAUCUUUCCCUGCAUGUAAAAUUGAGCUGUGAAAACAAAUCGAGCUCUGGGGAUCAGUGAAUUCUUCUGAUGGUCAAAAACUGAGUGUAAAAUGCUAUGAACAUGGAACACGGCUGAACAAAACCAAGGUAAAUGCUUUGGUCUUUACCAAGGAAAAUGCUUUGCUUAUUAAUAUACUACAAAGCUCCCCACAUCUAAUUUUCAAACAAAUCAGCAGUUCUUCAAAACCCACCUACGUAGGCAUAUUAAUAAUUUUUGUUUAUAGCAAUAUAUAAACAGCAAAUAGUGAAGCUGCUUAUAAAAACACAUAUACAUGUCCAUAGCAAAUUUGGACAGGUGUAGGAUUUCAGUUCUAACUUGGACAGCUCCUGCAAACAUACAGCAUUUAAAAGCAGCUGAUAAAAUAAAACAGCAUAAAAUAAAAAAGCCACGUUAGAAAUAAUAAAUACACCAAAGUAUGAAGGAUUAUUUUAAAAAAAUGCCUUAGAAUGUUAAUUGAAUGUACAACACAUGUGAUGCACUUAUUAUGUGGAUAAUUAGCAGGUGUGUGUAUUUUAUGAUCACAAACACAACGGUGAAGACACAAUGCGGAAUGCGUCCGACGACACCGCGACUUCGUGAAAGAUUUGCGUAACUUGCAAACCACAAACAAAAGAGAGAGGCUUUAGCCUUAAGGUACAGUCUUAAUCAGUGAUACUUAACCAGCUUCAAGCUUCACUUGAGAUGCAUUUAAAAGUAAUUUCACAUGUUUUGUUGUGAAUUAGCCAGUACGAAUUCAUUGAUGUGUAUGUCUGCUUCAGUAAUUCGAGACCAUGCGCAAGAAUGGGGCAGUAUAUAUUUAAUGUCCAAGUUAUCCAUUGCCAAUCAUGACCACUGUUACUAUUAUUAUUAUUAUUAUUAUUAUUAUUUGGAAAUACUCUCGGAACAAGAUUGUCAUUUUGCACUAUUUAUUAUUUGCACUUUUGUGUAUGUAAACCUUUUGAUGAACUAGAUUUGUUUUCUUUCCAUGCAAAUGUUCUUAGAAUAAUGAAUUCAUUUAUACUAAGAUGGGUUAGUUCGACAUUCCUCUGUAUUUAACUAUAGGAUCGCUCAAGAUAUUUUUAUUUUGCUUUAAAAAAAAGUCAAGCGAUAGAAAGAGAUAUCUUUUCAACUGACGUUCCAGCCCAAAGUGCUCUAAGUGUUAAGUUCUGUAUGCAGUUUGUUUCACCUACAGUUUUUUUUCUGUCUUUUGCUGCUUCUGUCUUUUAUCCUCACACGUUUAAGAAUCGAGGUUUCCUGAACUUGUUUUUUUCCGCACUGAAACGUAAAAAUUGAGAUGGUUUCUGACCCUUAAUGAAGGUUUUUUAGAUUAUGCUGUUACAGACUCAUACCAGUGUGAAUGAUUUAAAUUUGCAUGGGUAAUGUAAUAUACUGAGGCGUUCUUUGCUUUUUUAAUGAGGGGGAAACUUACUUUUAACUGCCAACAACGCACUACAAUGUUAGUUUUAAAUAGUAUAUAAAACAAGAGGUCUUUUAGUGUAUAGUUCGUUCAUUUCUGUCCACAAACAGUGCAAUCCAUCUGACAGAAUAGCCUGCUAAAGGUAAUGCUAUUGCAUAUACAAUGAGCAAAAUAGCAUUGCACCAUGUUUAAACAGCCUUGUGAGACAAAGUAAAUAUGUGAGGCACUACAAAACUGGAUCAAAUCGAGUGAUUCUCUCAUUUUAGGAAUAUAUUUUUGCUUGCGGUCAUUGCUAAUAGACACCAAGGAACUUUAAAAUAAGUCUUUGUAAUAGAGUAACUAAGCAUCAUGAUCUUUAUGAGCUCAAUUUGUGUUAAAUGGCCUCACCAGUUUUCCAGUUGACCACCAAGUAAUGCACUGAAUUUGCUUAAUACAUUUACGAGGAUAAAGUAUAUUACAUCAACACAGUUUUGUUUUUCACUUUGCUUACUUCUGCCAGUAAUUGUGUUGUGAUAUAUUUUAUUUGAAGUGCACAUUUGAAUUGAAGCAAAUUCAAUGAGAUCUGCCUCACAGUGACUAGACUAUGAGAGCAAAUCGAGACACUACAAAAAAACGACACUACAAAGCCUUUAAUAGCACUCAGAGACAUCAAAAACAUCACGAAAAUCAACUGUGAACUGGAUUGAGGCUUUGAUCUAAGCCUCAUAACACUUUUCUCUUGUUCUUGUCUGCGAAAAUGCACUAAUUAUACUGUGUUGCCUAGCAACUCUGAUUGAAGCAACACCAAUUCGUCAGAGUUUCCAUGACAACCACAGACGUACAGCAACAGGGACCUUCAACCACAUGCAUGAACAAGCAGCUCUGUUUUUCAAGUUCAGAUCAACCUAACAACAAACUCCGACGACACUCACUACAGUUAAACCGGAUCACGACGCAUACACGAACUCUGUCUCUGUCUCUCUCUCUCUCUCUCUCAUCUAUGCACUCACUUCUUUCUCUCUGUCUCUCUCUCUCUCUAACACACACACACUUACACUCACACACACCAACAGUUCCUGUCUUUCUCUAACACUUACUCUUUUACUCUUGCCUCAAACCCCCCCACCCCACUAUACGACCCCCCCACCCCAACUCUGCGAUAAUAUUAGUAUGUCUGCAGCUCUGUUUGAAGUAUAUAUCUUGUGAACUUGCAUCUUCCCUCUUUACUUUCCCCAAACCCAUAUCUAACGUAGAGGAUUAGUCUCAAGUGAAAGUAUUACCUUGUGCUUUUUCUGAUGUUUGUGUGCGAUAUCUCCUCCUGCUCGCUCUAGAGCAUUCGAUGUAAAGGGAACCACUAUUAAAAAAAAAAAAAAGAAAGAAAGAAAGCAAAACUUGAAAACCAUCCACAAUAAACAGUGUCGUGGAAAUUCUC
This is a messenger RNA of Colossoma macropomum (tambaqui), 9083 nucleotides long. It is a transcript of the gene map1b, whose product is annotated as microtubule-associated protein 1B. Gene Ontology annotation, biological process: dendrite development; regulation of microtubule depolymerization; axonogenesis. Bases 96 to 6266 code for a protein of 2056 amino acids. The transcript is spliced from 7 exons. Gene Ontology annotation, cellular component: cytosol; microtubule; synapse. The record is from RefSeq and is a predicted model, not a curated record. Gene Ontology annotation, molecular function: microtubule binding; actin binding. Lineage: Eukaryota; Metazoa; Chordata; Actinopteri; Characiformes; Serrasalmidae.